AUGUCGGACACGCAAGAGCUCCCCAACCUCCAGGAUCUCACUCCGGAGGAGGCCAACCGCAUCAUCCACUCCCACCGCAAGGUGCGGUAUGGCACCGCAUGCUGGCCAUGUCGCCAGAGAAAGGUCAAGUGCGACAACAGGAGCCCCUGUGAGAAUUGCACCAAGCGCGAGCACCCCCAGCUGUGCUCCUACAAGCCAAAUCGCUCGACUACCGGGAGCAAGUCUGGCUCUUUUGGCUCGGACCAGAUUCAGAUCAAGAAGCGGCCACACUCGCCCGACGAUCCCGACCAGGACCGAGCCCUGAGCAGCGAGCCCCGUGAGUCGAUCGGCGCCUUCGAGUCGGAGCCCGCCGAGAUUGCACGAUACGUCGGCCAGAACAGCAUACCGGCGCUGCUGAGAGAACAGACGUCGUCCCACGCACCACAGGAGGCCAACGUCAUCCGCCAAGACAUGCGUUCCCUACUGGGGCUCGACACGUCGGCCCCCUUCCCUCUAAUGUCCUCCCGUCACAUGGACAGGCUGACCCAGGACAUUUCCUCCGAGCUGCCCUCGGACCGCGAGGUUAUGAAGUUGUUCCGGACAUACAAGGAGAUCCCGCAGCCAUUCUGGGGCUUCGUCGUGGACAUUGAUGACCUCGAGUCCAAGUUGAUGAUCUACCUGGAGGACCGCGCAAAGAAUGCCAGGGCCUCGACCAAAACACCCAAGCCCGUGUCCGCAUCAUGGCUGGCCACGCUUUUUGGCGUGCUUGCCGUUGGCUCCCAAUACCACGACUCGCCUUACCACAUCCGGACGCGAGAUUCCCACAAGUAUAUCCAGAUAUCGUUCCACUUUCUACGGCUCGCUAACUUCCUCCUCCGCCCGAAUCUCGACUCCAUACAGGCUUUGCUCAUGACGAGCUUCGUGCUACUAAAUGACAUGAAAGCCGAGGCUUCGUGGGCUCUCCUCGGCCUUACGUGCCGCCUGGCCCAGUCUCUAGGCCUACAUCGAGUUCAGGCUCUGGAUAGCCGCCAGAGCGCCGAACUGAUGAAGAAGGAGACAUCACGGAGGAAGCUAUGGUGGACAUGUCUCUGGCACGAUACGCUGACUUCUUUGUCCUUUGACCGGUCUUCAAUGACCAACAUUCCUUGCUGUCCCAUACCGCUCUCUCCUACCGCAGACACCGAAGGAUGGGCGUACCUCGAGGCCAUGUACCACCUCUGCAAGAUCAUCUCGGACCGGUUGAAUCCGGACGCUAUCGCGAGUGCGACAUACAUGGAGAUCCUGGACAACUGCGAAGCCGUGGAGAGCAUCCGGGACAGGCUUUUGGCCCAGCUUCGUGUCAAGGAGGCCUGCAAAUCCGCCCUCGAUCGGCUGCAGCAUUUUGCAAUCCGGCUACACACCUCGUUUAUCGUCUCUGUCUGCUGCCGACCUGCUCUGACCACGGUGGAGAGCGUCCGGCUCGACAGCUCGCAGAAGAAGUUUCUGGCCGACAGGUGCAAGGUGAACCUCACGGAAACGGUCCGCAUGUUCCUCGCCAUGCACCAGCUUUCUGUAAUACCCACGAGAUCGUGGGCCUUUACUUACCACGGCCUGUCGUCUGCCGUUCUCUUGGGCAUCCUCGGCGAGACCAAGGCCGACCCCGAGGUUCGCCAGCUCCAAGGCGACUUGAUUUCGGCACUGUCAGCAACUGCGGCCAAAGAACAGACGUCUCCGCAGCCGCACAUUCAAAAGUCGGACCACGAUAUAGAGCUCUCGGGCCCCUUGUCUCGGGCACUGACUGCCCUGAAGAUCAUAUACGACCACGGGUCCGUGACUGCACCGGGCGUCAAGGGGGAAGGGAGCAUCUCGGUACCGGGUUCCGGCACACGCACACCGCUGCAGCCCAACCAGCCUUCGGGCCUCAGCUCUGGUUCUGUCCUCGGACUGGAUCCUCAUCAAAGCGCCGCGCUGGCCAUGGCUGAGAUGCAGCAGCAGCAAAACGGGAGUGUCACGCCCGAUUUCUCCCAUGGGAUACCCGCAUUUGGCCACCCCCUGCUCCAGCAGCAAGGCGGCUUGCCUGACAUGUCUAGUUUCGACCCGUCCACGUACAUGGCGCCGAUGGACUUGUAUGAUUCUAUCUUCUGGGAAUCGCCUGAUCCGUUUAACACCGGCGUGGAUUCGAUGAACUUUGACUUUCUCGCCCAACCGCCGCCGGGACAGCCGCCGCCUCAGCAGUUUUACUUUUGA
Molecule: messenger RNA, 2205 nt
Organism: Lasiosphaeria miniovina
Lineage: Eukaryota; Fungi; Ascomycota; Sordariomycetes; Sordariales; Lasiosphaeriaceae
Product: fungal-specific transcription factor domain-containing protein
Exons: 8
Coding region: 1-2205 (734 amino acids)
Biological process (GO): DNA-templated transcription; regulation of DNA-templated transcription
Molecular function (GO): DNA-binding transcription factor activity, RNA polymerase II-specific; DNA binding; zinc ion binding
Source: RefSeq, a predicted model, not a curated record